This is a messenger RNA of Sphenostylis stenocarpa, 240 nucleotides long. The record is from the annotation of a GenBank genome assembly. Lineage: Eukaryota; Viridiplantae; Streptophyta; Magnoliopsida; Fabales; Fabaceae.
AUGAUUAGCAUUCUCACACAGGAACGGUUUCUGGGAGCUUCACUGGGAGUCGUAUUGAUGGGGGUGGUUGUGUUUGAGCAACGCAGAUACAUAUAUUCUUCUAUCUCCAACAACCAAUCUAUGGUCAGACAACCUAUAUUUGGAAAAAAAUCACGUUCUGAAUUUGCUCAUACAUGGAACAAAACUGUGGAUCAGACAUUUGGGCCUUUGAUAAAGUCUCUCAGCUCACGCGGAUGGUAG